UUCCAGUUUUUACUCCAACAAAAAUACAUUAAGUGUAGUACGCUUUACAAGGAUUAGCAAACACUUAUCUGAAUAUGGAUAUGCACAAGCGAAGCGAAGAAGUUGAUACAAGAUUGUCUACGUCAGAUCGAAUCUUGGAUAUUACAUGCAAGGUAUGUGGUGAUUUUUCUUCUAGAAAGCAUUACAAUAUAUAUGCUUGCGACGGAUGCGCUGGUUUUUAUAAGAGAACCAUUCGCAGAAAUCGGUUAUACAUCUGUAAAGCGAAAGACUUAAAGUGUUGUAUAAUAGACAAGACGAGGAAGAACCAAUGUCGUGCCUGUCGCAUGAUGAAGUGUAAGAAAGUUGGGAUGAACAUAGAUGCUAUUCAACAUGAACGUGAUCCAAGAAAUCUACCAUUACAUGUAGAUUUGGCCAUUUCCAAUUUAUCUUCACAAAUCACACAAGGACAUAGGAUAUUUUUUAUAUUAAUUAUCCAAGUUUCCUUCGACCUAUUCCAAUCUUAUUAUUGUUAGCUUCUGCAGUUCAACAAAACCUAGAAUAAUUGGAAGGAAUAAUUCAUAAUUGGAGCAUGGCAGUACCUCAUCAUAGAUUUCUCAGAACUGAUGCAAUCAUUGGAUAUGUCUAAACGCGAUAAAGAAUGAGCAAUUUCAGUGGUUUUUGUCUGUAUAAGGUUUUCGGCAGUCCGAAAAAAAAUGUUAUGUUACCUUUUUUGGAUUUUAUUUUAUUUUUAUUAUAAU
Nicrophorus vespilloides is the source of this 737-nucleotide messenger RNA. Its product is annotated as nuclear receptor subfamily 2 group E member 1-like. Bases 75 to 512 code for a protein of 145 amino acids. The record is from RefSeq and is a predicted model, not a curated record. The transcript is spliced from 4 exons. NCBI's taxonomy places the organism in Eukaryota, Metazoa, Arthropoda, Insecta, Coleoptera, Silphidae. Gene Ontology annotation, molecular function: zinc ion binding; RNA polymerase II cis-regulatory region sequence-specific DNA binding; nuclear receptor activity. Gene Ontology annotation, biological process: cell differentiation; anatomical structure development; positive regulation of transcription by RNA polymerase II.